Molecule: messenger RNA, 594 nt
Organism: Phyllotreta striolata
Lineage: Eukaryota; Metazoa; Arthropoda; Insecta; Coleoptera; Chrysomelidae
Source: the annotation of a GenBank genome assembly
AUGAAUACUAGUACAACACAAGUUGAAUCGGGCAUCCAGUUAUUUACCAGAGUGAAUAGAAAAAACGAUCUCAACGGCAUAAACAGCCAUUACUUUCCAAAUGGUGGCCCUUUACCUAAUGAGUCUAUAGAAGUUAUGGGGGAUCUCAAACUUGAUAAAACGGACUUGCUCCUCGAUUUUAUAGUCAAAUGCAUUUUACCGAGUGAUCUCAACUCCCAAUGGAAAUCGUCCGGAGCAGUUUUGGUAAUUUGCGAACACCAAUUGAAUAUAUUUAAGAUAAUCAAAGUGAUCGAGGCUCAUCUGAAGCGCAACGACGUAUUGGACCCGAAGAAGGAAAUUCUCGAAAGCGCUUUGAAGAAUCUCACAAUAUUCAACUGCUACAGCCCGGAAGAUUUAGAUCUAGCAAUAAUGAAUCUCCAAAGGCUGAUUCUAGUAAAAGACAAUAUUAAUUUAGUUGUAAUUGAUAACAUUAGCGCUUAUUAUUGGAUAGCCAAGCAGAAAAGCAACAUCAGCUACUAUCACCACGCUCAACAAAUCUUUCAAAAAAUUAUCAGCGCUCUCGCAUCUUUAAAUGUAGAAAACAGAACACCAUAA